AUGAAGGCGGAGCUAAAUUUUCCGGCGGGAUUCCGAUUUCAUCCGACGGACGAAGAGCUCGUUAAGUUCUAUCUCUGCCGGAGAUGUGCAUCAGAGCCGAUUCCCGUUCCGGUUAUCGCAGAAAUCGAUCUUUACAAAUUCAAUCCAUGGGAACUUCCAGAAAUGGCUUUGUACGGAGAGAAAGAGUGGUAUUUCUUCUCACACCGAGACCGGAAAUACCCUAACGGUUCGCGUCCAAACAGAGCAGCUGGAACCGGUUAUUGGAAAGCGACUGGAGCUGAUAAACCGAUCGGUAAACCGAAGACAUUGGGGAUUAAGAAAGCCCUCGUCUUCUACGCCGGAAAAGCUCCGAAAGGGAUAAAAACGAAUUGGAUCAUGCACGAGUAUCGUCUCGCUAAUGUCGAUCGAUCUGCUUCGAUGAACAAGAAGAACAACUUGCGACUUGAUGAUUGGGUUUUAUGUCGGAUUUACAAUAAGAAAGGAACGGUGGAGAAGUAUUAUCCUUCCGAUGAGAAACCGUCGCCGAUGACGACUUGCACGUCGGACUCGAAAUGCUCAAGUCACGUGAUUUCACCGGACGUCACGUGCUCCGAUAACUGGGAGGUCCAAAGCGAGCCCAAAUGGAUUGAUCUCGACGACGCGUCGUUUGAGGCGUUUGACACGUCGAUGUUUAGCUCCGUCGAGUUAUUGCACAAUGACGCUUUCGUCCCUCAGUUUCCGUACGAGUCCGACCUCGCCUCUCCGUUUCAGGACCCGCCGGAGCAAAAACCGUUCGCGAAUUGGAGUUUUGCUCCUCAGCGGUAA
This is a messenger RNA of Microthlaspi erraticum, 804 nucleotides long. The record is from the annotation of a GenBank genome assembly. NCBI's taxonomy places the organism in Eukaryota, Viridiplantae, Streptophyta, Magnoliopsida, Brassicales, Brassicaceae.